Venustampulla echinocandica is the source of this 1029-nucleotide messenger RNA. RefSeq lists its product as uncharacterized. The coding region runs from base 1 to 1029 and encodes 342 amino acids. The record is from RefSeq and is a predicted model, not a curated record. Lineage: Eukaryota; Fungi; Ascomycota; Leotiomycetes; Helotiales; Pleuroascaceae. The transcript has 3 exons.
AUGUUCUGCUCACAGCGCUCGCCUAGUCCAAGCUGGCUGGUGCUGCUGGCCCUCAUCUUCACCAGCUUCCUCACCUUCAACCAUGUAUCCGCCCUCGACAUAGCCUACUGCUCCACGUUGAAUACUGCGUCAACAAACAAGAAUUCCAGCAUAUACCAGUCGAAUGGCCUGUGCAGGGGAUUCUGUGUCGAUAAAUAUGCUUUCGCAAUAGUUCAAGAUGAUGGAUGCUGGUGCUCGGAUUAUGUUCCAGCCAGCACUGCCGACGGCUGUAGCAAGAAAUGUCCCGGAUACCCUCCCGAUCUAUGUGGUGGCAACGGCGUCUUCGGGUACAUAUCUCUAACAAAACCACCUGCGGGCACGAAAGGAAGCAGUGGGACAACUGAAUCGGACAAAUCAAGUACAUCGACGACUUCUACCCGAGCCCCUACCACGUCGUCGACAUGGACUCCAACACCAGUAGUUUCUCUUGAAACGGUCACUGGAGAAGUCAGAACUGUGACAGUCACCCCGACAGUCCCCCCAAAUUCGGAGUCUCAAAACUCAGUCUCGAAGGAUACGAAGAAUAAACUUGGUACUGGAGGUGCAGUCGGCCUCGCAAUUGGUCUCGUCGCUCUAGUCGCUCUCGUCAGCUUUCUGGUGUGGUUCUGCCUCCGAAAACGAAGACAAGACAAAGCCGAGGCCUACAACGACGUCAGCGGAAGAGGAAGCGCUGCGGGUCUUGGAGUUACCGAUAGUCUGGGAGGCACGGGGCCAUCAAGGACGAUGAGUGAGAACUCACGUUACGUCCUUGGAACCGAUGGACGGCAGGUGGUGGAAACCUGGGAACGAGACCAGAGCCAACCGGGUGCUAGGAAUAGCCGGUUGAUGCCCGUCGACCCCCGAUUAGAUCCCUUUGCGCCUGUGUACCAGCGCGGCGGUCUGAACAAGAGCCGAGAAAGUGUCAACACCAUUCAAGACAACCACGAUUACUCGAGACGAGUGGCACCGAACGGGCCUAUCCUCCGAGCACUAAACCCCGAUGAUGACUGA